ACAUGUCGUUGUGUCAAGCUGCCGCUACUUCCAGGCCUCAGUGACGCUCUGGAUAGAACGGGGCUCAUGCUCCGACUGCUCCUUCUGCUGGUGACACGACUUGGACCGUCCUCUGGAGACUGUCCGCGACUUUCGGGAGGUUGUGCUUGCUCGAGGGUUCGAGAAAAAGCGUGUGCCAUCCAUACAAGCUGCUCAUCGUCGCUCUCAUCCAGACGAAUGGCAUCUGGGCUGUCGUAAUUGAUGGCUCGAAGCGUUUGAGUCGAGCUGGAGGAAAGUGGCGUAGGCUUGGCCAAGGGUCGUGGUGGACUUUUCAGAGCAUAGCCUGCCGUUCCAUAGGCCGAUUGAGCAUGAGCUCCGAAGCUUCGAUUCUUAAAUUCUUCAGGUGUGACCAGACCGCAUGCCCUUGCUUCUUGCCACCGCCGUUCUUCCGCGGGCGACAGGGACCGCUGCGAGGAGUGUGUGUCGUGGAUCGAUGCAGCGACGCCUCGCACACAAGUCGAUAUGCAGUUGACAGCCCACACGGCCAUUUCGUACCAAGCGGCCCAGGGAAGAGCGAUGGGAUCGGUACUUCGAGCUGGCAAGCAUACAGCAGCAAGAAGGGGUGUGAUGGGGAACAUGAGAAGCAGAGCAAGGCUCAGCAACCACAGCACGGUCACGAACAUACAGACGUAAACAGUGGCUUCCAGCAGACCAGUGAUGGAUUUGAUCCGGAUCUCGCGUCGUCCAUUGGCACUGUACCGCAAGAUACCCGACUUAUCCAUCUUCUCGUCCCGGGAAUUCUCUCUAGAGACUCUGUGCUAUUCUACACUGUAGAAAGGAUGUCUCCACCUCCGCCUCCGCCUCCGCCUCCGCCUCCGCCUCCACGAAGACCACUCGGAACGCGAUAUCCCGGCAGAAUAGAACUACUGUAUGGACAUGAGUCAGCAUUUCCACGUGAUUACUCGGCCUCAUCUUGGGUCCCGUCGGUCGCGGUCGCCUGCUCCUCGUCCUUCAAAUCAUCACAACGGAAUCAAAGAUGGCCGAAAGGACCGAAAAGAGGCACGAGGAGGGCUUUCCGUGGCACCUGGGCGUGUUCGACGCGCAUUGCCAUCCCACAGACACUCUUUCUACCCUGCAGUCAAUUCCUUCCAUGCGAGCAAAAGUCUUGACAAUCAUGGCGACAAGAGCACAAGACCAGCACCUGGUUGCGAACGCCGCCGAUCAAUACGGCCUUACAGAGCAAGACAUAGACGACACCACGAUGGACUGGAGCAAGCAGCAUAGAAUUAUCCCAGCGUUUGGCUGGCACCCGUGGUUCUCUCACCACAUGUAUGAUGAGAGUGAAUAUGGAGGCGUCAAUCCCCUCAAUUCGGAGCAAAAAGCUGCUCACUAUCAAUCUGUAUUGAUACCAAAGUCGAAUGAUCGGGAUUUCCUCGAUACAUUCCCCGACCCGAGGCCAUUGGGUGAAUUCAUUUCUCAGACACGCCAAUAUCUACAGAAAUACCCUCUAGCACUGGUUGGCGAAGUCGGACUGGAUCGUUCGUUUCGGAUACCAGAAGCUUGGCUGCCGGCGGACGUUGAGGAGCGCGAUGAAAAUUUGACUCCGGGCGGUCGUGAAGGCCGCCGUCUUAGUCCAUAUAGAGUCAGCAUGGAUCAUCAGAAGAAGGUACUUUCUGCACAGCUUGCACUUGCUGGUGAGAUGGGAAGGGCCGUAUCAUGUCACGGCGUUGCAGCUCAUGGCAUCGUCUAUGAGACCGUCGCGAAGACCUGGAAAGGGCACGAGCUUAAGCCUCUUUCCAAACGGGCUCGAAAAGAACAGGAAUCUGCAGCAAGACGUAAUGCUGGUGAUGAGGAUCACGAUGACAGUCCUCACCAAGAAACUGGACCAAGAUCAUACCCCCCAAGACUGUGCCUUCACUCCUACUCCGGACCCGCAGAGACCGUGAAGCAGUAUAUUGACUCUAGGGUACCGUGCGAGAUCUUCUUCUCAUUCAGCACGACGAUCAAUUCCUGGUCCGAAGAUGGAAAUGGGAAGGUUGAAGCUGCCGUACAAGCAGUGCCAGAUGACAGAGUACUGGUGGAGAGCGACCUGCACACAGCUGGCGAGCGUAUGGACCAAUAUCUGCAAGAAGCCGUUGAAAAGAUAUGUCAUAUCAAGGGAUGGGAGCUGAAAGACGGCGUGAUCAGACUCGGCCAGAACUGGAGGAGAUUCGCAUUUGGUGAAGACUGAGUCUGUUCAUUGAAAGCAAGCGCUUUGAUGCUGUCGCUCCUAAAAUUCAGUACAGUGCUCAAGACAUCCUCUGGAGCAAGCACCGAGCUGGAAGUCAUGGAUAAAGGCGUGCUCGAUGGGAGCGACGAAAGCUUGGGCGGCUAGCUGACUGGCGAUACUCGCGGUAGUAUGGAGACUCUCGAAGUGUCACUCCCAGGGCCGCAACCGGUCUCAAAGAAUGGCGUGGCAGUCUCGCUAUGCAAGCGCUAUUGAUGCCGAUAUCUCCCGCCACGUCUCGUCUAGCUACCGGGUUGAGCUGGUAGCUGCAAACGCAAGUCUUUUCAUCCGUG
Molecule: messenger RNA, 2538 nt
Organism: Pseudocercospora fijiensis CIRAD86
Lineage: Eukaryota; Fungi; Ascomycota; Dothideomycetes; Mycosphaerellales; Mycosphaerellaceae
Exons: 2
Coding region: 1016-2209 (397 amino acids)
Molecular function (GO): hydrolase activity, acting on ester bonds
Source: RefSeq, a predicted model, not a curated record